This is a messenger RNA of Patella vulgata (common limpet), 7960 nucleotides long. RefSeq names its product spatacsin. The coding region runs from base 1 to 7359 and encodes 2452 amino acids. Gene Ontology annotation, biological process: axo-dendritic transport; axon extension; synaptic vesicle transport. Lineage: Eukaryota; Metazoa; Mollusca; Gastropoda; Patellidae. The transcript has 42 exons. Gene Ontology annotation, cellular component: cytoplasm; axon; synapse. The record is from RefSeq and is a predicted model, not a curated record.
AUGGCGACCCACAGAGACGUUAUUUGUAAAUUAGAUGAAAAAUCCUCAAGUUUGCAAUGUAGAAUUUCUCGAUUACAUCAAAUUAUUCAUCUAAACGAAACCCAAAAGUUACACCACGAUUACAAGGGCCAGUUUAUGUUCUUACAUGACCAUGAUGGCAAUUUGAAUGUCUUAAAUUCUAAAACCAAACAAUGUUUACAAAUUUUGCCAUCUUUAUUGAGCAGUUUCAGUUUUGAUGGUAAAUCAAAUCAAAUUCAUGGAAUUGAUAAAAACAACAAUAUUCAGAUUUAUGUAUAUACAGCUGUAAACAAAACAUUUGUUUUAAUCAAUGAGAUCCCAUUUAAAGAUCUACAAGAGCAGUUAGUUGAAGCUGGUAUCAAAGAAGUUAACUUUGUAAAAAUUCUUCAUUGUGUAGGAAACAAUGAUUUAUUAUUAGUAAACAACAGUAUUAUCACAACAGUGCAAGUCAGUCAGGAUGACCCCUAUACAAUUGAAGUCUUCAUUUUACCUGUUAAAAAUUCUGAUGAAUCAUGUCUGUAUCAAAUGGUGGCUGACACUUUACUGGUAUUACAAACUGACCAAGUACAAAUUUCUGCAUAUGAUGUUGUAAAAAAUUCUUUUAUUUGGAAAAUAAAUUUAAAUAAAAUGGAAAUAGAAUGGAGAAAUAUCUUGUCAUGGACAAUGUCUCAUGAUUUGUCGUACCUGUUGAUAUUAAGUAACAAAAUGAUUUAUCAUAUUAACAUUAAGGACUUCAUUCUAUCGAAUCCAAAUUGUUUGAUCGAAAAUAAUAGAAGCUCCGACAACUACUCCAUCAAUCAAACAUUCUACACUUGUCAUUUUGGUGAUCAAGUGUGGAAAGAAAAUUUGUCUGAUUUAAACAGAGAUAUACAGAAACGAAGUGAACCCUGGUAUAAACAAUUGUUUGAUAAGUCAUCAAAGCAAGGUGUCAAAAUCUCGGGUUUUUCAAAGACUUCUGAAUCAAAGACAGAAAUGCUAUCUGCAAUGUUUGACAAAAUUUAUCCAAUCCCAGAAAGGUUUGAAAACGAUAAAGUUGAGCAAAUUGUUAUAAAUCAACAAACUGUAUCAAUUGUGUUUCAAAAUGUAGAUAAUAAACAAGUGCUGUGUAUUAUAGAUUUACCCAAAAAACAAUUUUAUUCACAUAGUGUUCCUUCAGAUCAGAAAAUAGUUUUAUCAAACAAGCCAGAUUUUCCUCAUUUAGUCAUAUCCAGACAGUAUUUAAUUUUUAUAUCAAAGAGUGACACACAAGAAGAGUUGGUCAGUAAGAUGAUGUUAUAUGGUGGGGCAUCAUCAGCUGAUCAGUUAUGUCAUUUAAAUAAAUGGGAGAGAGGUUCAAUACCUAUACCAGCCCUAGAAGUAGGCUUAAAACAUAGACAAUUAGAUACUGUAGCUUUCUUCUUGAAGAGUAAAGAAAGAUUAUUUUCUGCUUCAAGUCACCAACCACCCAUCUCACCAUCAGCUAGUGUAGAAGAAGCAUCCCUAUGGCAACCAACAUUUCAUCACUAUGGCAACAUAAAGAACUUAGAACCUGCUUUAUUUCUAUUGGUUGAUACAGUGAAAGAUUGUGCUUCCCAUAACCAAUCACAUUACUUUGCCCACAAUCUUUUAACCUUGACAUUGAAUUUCCUUUAUGACAACUUGCAUGAUGGACUAGAAGUGUCAAAGUCUUUGGGGACAAGUGAAGGAGACAAUCGCGUAAGAGAAGAUUUACAAAAGGCCUUAGAUUUAUUGAUGAAUUUUAUAGCUGAAUUACGGUGCUGUUUAAAACUUGUAAAUGUUAAAUCUCCAUACAGACAACAAUCUAGUAUUAGAGAUGUCACAGGUAUCAUGGAAGAAGUUGAUGGCAGUCAGAUAGAUCCAUUAGACAAGGGCAUUGAGGAAGCGAUAGAAGCAGCCGCAAAUCAGAAUGAUUUACCUGAAUUACAACACCAUCUGUUGGUGAAGGGGAAGCAAACCAGUUAUAGCCAGUUGGUUAAAAUUGGUGUUAAUACAGCAGUAGCUCAUUUAGCAAAGCAUGAAACAGAAAUGGCAAAAAUUAUCAUAUUACAAUUGGGAUUUGACUAUAUAGAGAAACUGUGGGAUAUUGUUUUAUAUGUCAACGACUAUAAUUUACAACAGUUUAUAUUAAAACAACUCCAGUCUUCUGAUGACAUCAACCAAACACAACAAGAACUGAUAAAAUAUAUCCAAAUAUUAAAUAAACAUUAUCCUCUACAUUCGUUCAGCCAAGCUUUUUUUGUAAAAAAUUCCUAUAGUAGGAGUAUUCAGUGGUCUGAAACCAAUCCACUCUUCAGAAGUCGAUCAAACAAUCAGAGUGACCUAUCUCAGGUAUGUGGUGAUAUUUACCAUGGUAAUACCGAGAAAACAGAUGGGCCUUAUUCAGCAUUGUUGUUAGAUUGGGUGACAUACUGGGAUGAAGAAACUAAAGAAAGAGUUUUACUUGAUACCAUAAUUUUAAAAUCAGAUUUCAAUAUGGAAGAUUACAAGAAUCACAGAUUAUUGUGGAAAUAUGUUUUGAGUCACAACUUGAAGACAGAAGCUGUUUACCUCCUAGAUUUAAUUAUAAAACAACUACGAUCAAAAUCUGCUGAGGAAAGACAGAAUAUGACUGACUGGUUAUGGCAAAGUUUAAAAUAUGCUGGAAGUUAUAUUAAACUGCUGAUUACCACAGAACUUAUAAAACAAGGUUUAUUUACAGAAAAUAUACAUGGUGAUAUUUUACCUGUAUUAGAAGAUCUAGUCAAGGUGGGUGGAGUCAUUCAAAAACCACACCCACUAACUAAUAUACAUGACCUAGACCUCUUCCAUCUGACAUUUAUCAACUAUUGUACCAAUCAGCAACUAGUAUUACCAUUAUGGAGAUACUGCCAGGUACACAGAUUAAAACUAAAUCAAAUUCAUAUAGAAAAUCCUGACAUGGUUCGAUGGUUUGAUUAUUUUUGUAAAUUAUUUACAAUUUCACAAUCUUCUUCAUGUUCCGAUGCUAUAUUUGAAGCAAGUUUCUCCUCUUCUUGUUAUAUUUGGUCAUCUGACCUUAGUUUGGCUGACAUGAUGGUAAAAGAUCAUGUGAUGGCUGCCAUAGCAACACUUCCUUUCUCUCCUAGUCCUGUACAUCAGAUUUCAGAAGAUAGUGGUCUGUUCACUGGUAUAGACAAAUUAACAAUAGAAAGAACAUUAAAACCAUUUCCUAAACUUUAUUCAGCUUUAGUACCAUCUAGCCGGGAAUCAUUACAAUGUGAUAUUAAUAUAUAUCAAUUGCUUCAAGAUAAUGCACCUUUUGAUGUAAGACGUUUAUUUGGUUGGCAGAACUCAAACACGCUUGCUGGAGAAGAUUGUAGGAAAGUAUUGCCUUAUUUUUCUCAACCAGAACUGGUUUCACAGUUUGCUUACUCAGAGAAAAUUCAGUUUACAUAUUACUUAAAACAAGGUAGACCAUGCUAUGCCUUUCUUUCCUUCUUAGCAGAAGAAUUAGCACCAGGAACCUCAACUAUCAAUAAUAAAAGAAUACAGACAGCGUGUGGUAUUAGUUUGUGGGUAGCUGUUAAAAACUUUAAUAGAGCACAGAUAGCUAGUUCAUGUGUUGCCUUUGUUGAUAUGUUAGGACAAGAUAGUGUAACUAUUAGAACUUUUCUACAAGUAGCAUCAACUAUAUUAUCAUAUAAAAAUACAGGAUUGGUGGCUAAUAUUGAAAAACAUAAAAUAACUAUGAAAAAUAAUGAAGAAGAAAUAAUAUCAUUACUUGGAGCUUGUAUUCGAAGGAGAAGGGUUUAUAGUCCCAAAGUUUUAAUCUUGUUAGAACAAGCUAUUAGUGAUAAUAUACAGAAGAACAAUAUUUCAAGCUGUAGUUUUGAAGCAGCAGAUAAAUGGUUGCUUGCUGUAUUAUUCUGUCAUCUUCAACGGUUACCCUUGACAACUAAAUUUCUAGAAGUGUGUGCCCGAUCUGACAAAUGGCUUCCAUUUAUAUGGUUUGCCCAAUUUCAUCAAUACCCACGACAGCAGCUUCAAGGACUGCUGCAUCAGUUCCGCAGUCGUCAUUUACGAGACCAUCUACAUUACGUAAUAGAAAAUGCAGAUGCUAAAUCAUUGGCAGCACCCCGUGAGAAAUUAGUACAGGGAGAAGAUGAUAAGCAGAAGACAACAGGAACUAAAGAUGUCAGGUCAUCUUUAUAUUCAAAAAUCGGUGUCGCAACUGCCAAAGAAAAUGAAGAGUGGAGUAGUGAGGAAGAAGCAGAAAUUAGUUUACCGCCUUCUUUAGAAUCAUUGAUAAAACUAGAACAGGAAGUUCCUACUGUAACACUGGAAUCUGCAGCGGAAGAUGUAUUUGGUGUUGUUUUUGAUGCUCAGAAUACUCCAUCACCAUGGAAAUCGCUACUCUCACAUUCCGUUAUUCUGAAAAAUCCAUUAUUUGCUGAGUUGGCAUUCUGUGAAAAUGAUUCAGCUAUACUGCCAUGUCUGUGUGGCUGGUUGGUUGCUAUGAUGGAUAUGAGUGAGCAUAAGAAGUUUCUUGGGAAUUAUGGGACAUCUGCAUAUAAAUGGUCAAUGAAAGAGUUGGACAUAUUGCUGGAUAUUUAUUUAAAGGAACGUUGGGAUUUUACUUUGGCUGUUGCCUUUGAUAUCUUUCAACCAGAGAUUCCAUUGCUGUAUUUCUUAAAGUUUUCUGCUGAGUUUAUACAACGUAAAGAUCAUGAGGCUUGUAAAAAUUAUCUGGGUGAUUUUAAAGAAGCCAUGUAUAGUUUUUCACAGCAGAAAGAGAAAGAAGAUCUGAGUUUAUUAGAUGAUAGUUUAUGGUUAGAAAAAAGUGUAUAUAGAAUAAUUAAACAUUAUUUAACAAAUUUAAAAUCCUCCUAUUUACUUCAACAUUUUCUUAAACUAUUGGAUCAAGAAAAUAUAGCACUGGUUUUUAGUUUUGAUGUUCCAGAUUUUGGAAAGCUACAUAAAUUAUCAGAAAUUCUUCACAUAAAUGAAAUUGAUUUGGAGAAAUUUUCCGACCUCUUGUUACCUACCAAUUCCAGAUAUGAAACUGCUUGUCAAUCAGCUGUCAAUCAAAUGAUAGAAAAAAAGUCUUUCAUUGAUGCUCGAAGAUUUGCAGAAUUAGCUAAAAUAAAUGGAGAUUAUAUAACAGUUGCUCAGUUGGAGAACGAUAAGAAGACUCUUAUAUCCAGCAACAUAUGGUCAUCACGAGUAGCUCGGAUCAACUAUUGGAAACAUUGUUCUACAUGUUUUAAACAGAAUAAUCAGAUAGCUUUAGAUGCUAUUACACAAUUCUUUCAGAAAGAAGUAGAUGUUAUAGAGAAUGUAGAAGAGAAAUCUGUUAUAUAUGGUCUAUGUUAUAAACAUGUCGUCGAUCUAGGUACAGAGAUGAAUAAAGAUUUAUUAGAUGAAUUUUAUUGUCACAUGUGGAAAUGUCGUAUUAUGCAUCAUAUUCAGAAGAUUGAUUGUCCAGAAGCUGUUCAGCCAUUGGAUGAAAUUUUAUCAUCGGUACAGCCAGAAGUAUCUGGGAAGAAACUGGCAGAAAAAUCAGAACUUCUACAUUAUGGAAAGAUGCCAUCUGCUACUGGUGAAUCAUUGUCUACAUUAGAUGAAAAGGAGAAAGAAGCUUUAGAUGUUUUGAUAUCUGAAUUAUUAACUGGUGGAAAUAUUAUAGAAAGUUGUCGUGUGACUGCUGUAUUCUCUCAUUAUAGUCAAGAUUUAGCCAUUAUACUAACCUGUAUCAGAUUAAGCAUAGGAUCUAUAGAAGUAGACCAAAUUGAUCCAGUGUUAAAGAAAUUAUUGACACAGUUUAAACCCCGUAAAAGUGUAUCAGUGUUAAUGUCCACAUCUGUUAGUUCUAUGAGUUUAUCUGGUGCCACAUCAAUGUGGAACAAUCUACCAAUAGAGAAAGAGAAAGUGAUUGAAACUAUGGAGAGGUUACAAGGAUACUGUGUUAAAGGACAACAAUGUUGUUUAAGAAUUAUAACUGCCUUUAAAGUAGCAUGUAUUUUAGAGAUGUCAUAUAAAGAUGUGGUGACUAGUAAUGAAUUUGAUAUCCUGCGUGAUCUAUUAAAUACAGAUUUUGCUGCACGGUUUAUUUUAGCUAAAGAUUUCUUAGCUACAAGUUCACUGACUGAUACUGAGGUAGCAGGAUUUUUAGCUGACUCAAUUCUACAGACGUUAAGCUGUGAUGAAGAUAGUGAUUUAACAAAUGAUACUCUAACCAGUGAUAGAACAAUGAUAUUAAACUCUGGUGGUGCAGAACAAUAUAUAAAACUAUGUCAAAAUCCUAGUAUACUUGGUGAUAGAUUAUUACAGACCGUUAAUACCGAUACAGGGGAGAUAACUCAUUCAACAUUAACAUUACAUACAGAGUUAUUAGUAUUAGCCCAUGAAUGUCAUACGAUAGCGUGUAAUAUGGAAGGUAUAUCACAUGUUUUAAGAGCUGCUAGAAUCAUGACAGAUAAUCUUAGUAAAGCUGAAGAAUUUCCUUUAAUGAUUAGAUUAUUGACUGGUGUGGGAAGAUUUAGUGAGAUGACUUAUAUAUUCGAUGCUUUAAAACUACAUUAUCAGUUUGAAAUGUUACUGAGGAAAGGAAUAGAAAAGGAAGAUAAGUUGAAAAUUGCCAUCCUGGAUUAUUUGACUAGAUUUCAUCCAGCAGAUAAUGAUUCAUACACUAUGGUAGCGUUAAAUUUUAUGAUGUAUCGAGAAAUAGCCAACAUGUUAGAAGAGAGAGGAAAACGUUGUUUAAAAUCUUUACAACAAAAGCCACUUGAAAACAAUAAAGAGACCCAAGAUGCAUUGAGAGAAAGUGCUCAGUAUUUUGCUGAUGCAGCAGAGCGAUAUGUCAAAGAGAACUGUGUUCGUCAUGCUCACCAGUGUAUCAGACAGGCUCGAUUAGUGGCGUUACAGAUACAACUUUUACCAGCGGGUAUCACAGUUGUAAACUUAUCUACUGAUCAACUCACAGAACUCAUGGAACAUCAUCCAAAAUUUCUAGAUACCUUAAUAGUGAGUGAAGCAUAUGCUAAGCGAUGUGAUUGGUCAGCAGCUAUUUAUAAUAAUGUCAUUAUUAAUGGAGAUUUCCGUUACCUACAAGAUCUAAAGUCACAUGUUCAAUUAAAACCAGCAUUAAUUCAAGAUGCUAUAGAAAGGUAUCAACAGUCUAACAGUAUAACCAGUAGUAAUAAUACAACUACCAAAUCAACCAAUGACCAGAUUAUUUUAAAUAUUAAGAAACUGUUAUCAUGUUGUAAAGAUAUUAAAACACAGUAUAAAUUAGCUGUUGAUCUAGGGUUUAAAGAUAUGAUUAAUCAGAUGUUGAAAGGUGAUUCAGGAAGUUAUUUACAAGAUAUAAUAGCCUUAUCCUGACCUGUAAAUGGCAAUCGCUUUUUGUAAAAAUUUAUGUCAGCAACAAUAGUCAAGAUAAUUUAUUAUACAAAAAAUAAAUAUUCAUGGCACAUUUUGUAUUUUGUGAUAGUACAUAUAAUUGUAUUAACUUGAGAUAUUGUUUUAAAAGACUUCAAUAUAUAGCUUUAACAUUUGUAUUGAAUUGUCGCACUUAGUGCACAGCUUAUAUAUUUAUCUCUUAGAAAUGGCCUUUGCUCUUAUAUGAGCAUUCUCAUAAUUUUGUUAACUGAUGUGGCUAUUAUCAAGAGUUAUCUAUCCCUUGAUGAUAUAUUACAGUACUAGGCCUACCAGAGAAAACAAUCAAGAACCGAAUGGUUAGUUUAUCAUUGAUAUAAAAAUUAAUAAUUGUGAUAAUUAUAAAAUAUUGUUAUAUUAUUUAUAUAUUAUGUUAUUGUUUACUUGUGUACAUGUGGUAUAAUAAAAACAAUCGAAAAUAAUUAGAAUUAGAUGACUCUUUGUAUCCUGGGUCUCUGAUUUGGCAUGUCCACCCAGAGUUAAUUUGACUAUAUUAUUUCUUUUGUAUUUUUAUUCAAAUUAAUAAAAUAAUACAUGACUUUUUAAA